GUUGCUCUGGCUUCCCGGAUCUGCUACCUGAAGCAGCCGAGUGUUCCUGGAGAGCUGGGAAGACCAGAGGAAGUCCUUCAGAAUCCUAGGAAGAAGACUGUCUAUAGAAGCUUCCUUCAUUGAGGGAGAAGGUGCAGCAGGAGGGUCUACACACUGUGGCGCUCAUUAUGGUCCUGAGUGGGGCACUGUGCUUCCGAAUGAAGGAUUCAGCCUUGAAGGUACUUUACCUGCACGAUAACCAGCUGCUGGCAGGAGGGCUGCAUGCGGGGAAGGUCAUUAAAGGUGAGGAGAUCAGUGUCGUCCCAAAUCGGUCACUGGAUGCCAGUCUGUCCCCUGUCAUCCUGGGUGUUCAGGGAGGAAGCCAGUGCCUGUCCUGUGGGACAGAGAAAGAGCCAAUUCUGAAACUUGAGCCAGUGAACAUUAUGGAGCUUUACCUCGGGACUAAGGAAUCCAAGAGCUUCACCUUCUACCGGCGGGAUAUGGGCCUCACCUCCAGCUUCGAGUCAGCUGCCUACCCUGGCUGGUUCCUCUGCACUGCUCCCGAAGCUGACCAGCCUGUCAGGCUCACCCAGAUCCCUGAGGAUGCCGCCUGGGACGCUCCCAUCACAGACUUCUACUUUCAGCAGUGUGACUAGGACUGCACGGUCCCCCAAACUCCCUAGGCAGAGGCAGAGUAGGCAAUGCUGGGGGGGGGGGCAGGUAGUGAUAGAGGAGCUCCCUGGUGGGUGACGUACUCCUCUCCCUCCCCUCCUCCUCCUCGGGACUCCCAUUCUGACUUAGGAGGCACACAGCCAUUCUCUUCUCCCGGUUCCCAACAAAUUCUUCGGGUAUCCGGAGCUCAGUGUGUGGGCUCCUUCUGCACUGGGUGGUACUACCUCUGGUGUGGAACCUAUACAAACCACAUAGGACAAACAAAGAAUAGCAUAAAAAGAUUCUCGGGUGAGAGAGCGGUGGGGUGGUUCAUGCAUUGUGAAAUCCGACACAGUGCCUCAGAAGCUCUGCCAUCCCCUACUGGGCAGGAGAAGGAGGUAUCACGGAGAUCUUUGGCUGGCUGGGCCCCUUCCCUCAAUCCUGCAGCUCACAUCCACUGCCUCUUUUAACCCUGCCUUCAUUCUCUGGCCCUGGACUGAGAGGGCGAUGUCAGGAUAGAGGACAGAAGGUGGCCAGGCACACUGUCCUGGUUUGAAACCAGAGGUACAAUAAAAAUCCCUGAUUCUGAUCUCUACUCACACAGAAAGA
This is a messenger RNA of Peromyscus californicus insignis, 1239 nucleotides long. It is a transcript of the gene Il36rn, whose product is annotated as interleukin 36 receptor antagonist. Gene Ontology annotation, molecular function: interleukin-1 receptor binding; cytokine activity. The record is from RefSeq and is a predicted model, not a curated record. Gene Ontology annotation, biological process: inflammatory response to antigenic stimulus; cellular response to lipopolysaccharide. Bases 168 to 635 code for a protein of 155 amino acids. The transcript is spliced from 5 exons. Lineage: Eukaryota; Metazoa; Chordata; Mammalia; Rodentia; Cricetidae.